CCGGGCCCCCAAGGCCUCCCCAUCAUCGGCAACAUGCUCGACAUGGCCGACACCGACAAGAUGAUGACCCUCGCCAAAGACUGGGCCGAUCAAUACGGCGACGUCUUCUACACCAAGGUCGGCCUCCAGUACUUCAUCUGGCUCUCCUCCCCCACCGCCGUCAAAGACCUCAUGGACAAGCGCGGCUCCAUCUACUCCUCCCGCGCAGCCAGCCCCAUGAUCAACAUGGUCUCCAACCAAGAACGCCUCAACUUCCUCCCUUACGGCGAAAAGUGGCGGACCCUCCGCAACAUCCUUCACUCAGCUCUCAACCUAGAGACGUCUACCUCGUACAAGCCCGUCCAGGACUUUGAAUCCAAACAAGCCCUCUGGGAGAUUCUCCACGCAAAGGACGACACCGAGUUCAGCGACAUCAACCGCAGAUACUCAACCAGCACCAUCAUGACCAUCACGUACGGCCAGCGUGUGCCGCAUCUCAGCGACCCCCUAUACCAGGACAUUCUCAAAAUCGUCCGCCACUUCUCCCUCGCCACGGCUCCAGGUGGCUGGAUGAUUGACACGCUGCCCAUGUUAGCAGACAUUGUGCCCGAGUGGCUGCUGCAAAACUGGAAGACGGUGGCCAGACAAUGGUACGAGGAGGACUCGCGGAUCUACCUCCGUAUGUACCACAAGCUCAUGAACGACAUCGAGAACGGCACCGCGCCGGACUGUUUCCUCAAAGACAUGGCAAGGGAGAAGAUUGAAAAGAGCCUCAUAUCGGAUGUCACGGCCGCCUUUGCCGCGGGAGCGCUGAUCGAAGCCGGGAGCGAUGCAACAACGACGGCCCUCAACAACGUCAUCUUAGCCUGCCUCUUAUAUCCAGAAGUCGUUGCUGGCGCCCACGAAGAGCUCGACAGAGUGGUAGGAAGCGACCGCAUGCCCGACUUCAGCGACGAGCCCAACCUGCCCUACAUCCGCGGCAUCGCCAAAGAAACACUCCGCUGGCGCGCCUCGACCAAGAUUGGAACAUGCCAUUCCACCACCCAAGACGACUGGUACAAGGGCUUCUUCAUCCCCAAAGGCGCCGUCAUUGUCCUCAACUGGUGGGCCAUCCACAUGGACGAAUCCCGCUGGAAAGACCCCCAGCGCUUCGACCCAACCCGCUACAUCGCCGACCCCCUCACCGAAGCCGAGUCCAUGGCCCAGGCCGACGCCACCCUCCGCGACCACUUCACCUUUGGCGCCGGCCGCCGCAACUGCCCCGGCGUCCACAUCGCGCACAACUCCCUCUUCAUCAACAUUGCCCGCCUCUUCUGGGCCUUUAACAUCUCCAAGUCGGUCGACGCCGAGGGGAACGCGAUUGAGCCGUCGACGGAGGCGCAGCCCGGGUUCUUGCUGACGCCGGUCAAGUUCCCCUGCAGGCUGGAGGCGAGGAGCGAGAAGCAUGCGGCCAUCAUUGAGCGGACUUGGGAGGAGGCGCAGAGG
Molecule: messenger RNA, 1464 nt
Organism: Trichoderma reesei QM6a
Lineage: Eukaryota; Fungi; Ascomycota; Sordariomycetes; Hypocreales; Hypocreaceae
Exons: 2
Molecular function (GO): oxidoreductase activity, acting on paired donors, with incorporation or reduction of molecular oxygen; iron ion binding; monooxygenase activity
Source: RefSeq, a predicted model, not a curated record